AUGGGCACUAGUUCGUCAUCAUCAUCAUCAUCGUCAAGUGCUGCAAUGACAAAUUCAUCUCAAGCACAAAUUGACGCUCAAAUUAGUGCAUAUCUUGAUCAUGCUAAACAAGAUUUUGACUCAAGAUAUUCUUCACCAGCUAAACAAACAGCUAAAUUAGAAGAUUUUCAUUUACAACGUACAGUUGGUACAGGUUCAUUUGGUCGUGUUAUGAUUGCUCAACAUGGUAAUCAAACAUUAGCAUUAAAAAUAAUGGAAAAAACAACGAUUGUUAAAUUAAAACAAGUUGAACAUACAUUAUCAGAAAAAAAAAUUUUACAAGCAAUCAAAUUUCCAUUUCUAGUUAAUUUAGUUUAUUCAUUUAAAGAUAAUUCACAUCUUUAUAUCGCAUUAGAAUUUGCUAGUGGUGGAGAAAUGUUUACACAUCUUCGAAGUGUUGGAAAAUAUUCCGAAGAUCAAACACGUUUUUAUGCAGCUCAAGUUACAUUAGCUUUUGAAUAUUUACAUUUUUUAAAUAUUAUAUAUCGUGAUUUAAAACCAGAAAAUAUUCUUUUUUCAGCUGAUGGAUAUUUAAAAAUUACUGAUUUUGGUUUUGCAAAACUUGUUCGAGAUCGAACAUAUACAUUAUGUGGAACGCCUGAGUAUAUUGCUCCAGAGAUAAUUCUAUCACGUGGUUAUAAUAAAAGUGUUGAUUACUGGGCAUUAGGAAUAUUAAUAUAUGAAAUGGCUGCAGGUUUUCCACCAUUUUAUGCUGAUCAACCAAUUCAAAUCUAUGAAAAAAUUGUUCAAGGAAAAUUUAAAUUUCCAUCACAUUUUUCAAAUGACCUUAAAGAUUUAAUUCGUAGUUUACUUCAAAUAGAUUUAACAAAACGUUUUGGAAAUUUAAAAAAUGGUUCGAAAGAUAUUAAAUAUCAUAAAUGGUUUUCAACAACAAAUUGGAUUGCUAUUUUUGAAAAACGUGUUAAACCAACACAUGUACCUAAACCAGAUAAAGAUCAUUAUGAAAAAUAUGAUGAAAAACCAAUGCAAAAUUCGUCAACAGAACUUUAUGCACAUGAUUUUGAAGGUUUUUAA
Molecule: messenger RNA, 1074 nt
Organism: Adineta steineri
Lineage: Eukaryota; Metazoa; Rotifera; Eurotatoria; Adinetida; Adinetidae
Source: the annotation of a GenBank genome assembly